GCCGACGCCACCCGCGCGCUGGGUAUCCCCGCCUGACAGCGCUUGAGCGCCGGCUGCUCCUCUAGCCGUGCCUGCUGCCACAGCCAACGGCCUGUCUAGCCUGUGCAGUGGCGGUAGCCAGCGCCAGACAGCCGGGUAAAGCAGGCGCGCUGCUGGCGGCGCCGUUCUGUUGCAGCACGCUGAUGCAUGUGCUGGCGCGUGCCCCGCCACCCUCGCCUCUUGCCCUUCCACCUCCUGCCCCCCUGGCGCCGCCACCUCCGUUUCUGCCCCCGCCGACGCCGCCGCUGCUGUCGCUGCUGCCGCCGCUGUUGCCGCCGUUGUUGUCGUCGCCACCGCCGCUUCCGCCGUCGCUGCAGUGGGGGCUGGGCAGGCCCAGGAGCCUGGCCAUCUGGGCGACGCCAGACGUGCGCGGCUUGUGGCCGGCCACUGUAGCUGUGCGGUGAGAAGCCUGGCAUUGACCCGACACAGGCCACCAGGUAGUUGCCGGGAUCAACGCCCACGAUGUGCACGGCGCUAACGGUUGCCAGCUCAAGACAGCCAGCGGAUCGCCAGCCGCGACCACGCCCGGCAACGCUUGAGGGGCCGUAGCUCAGGACGGCGGACGUGGGGCGGGGGAGGGGGGGCGGGCGCGGGCUUGGGGGGACCGGGGCGGGGCGGGGUGGGCGGGUGGGCAGCGCACGGUGCCAUGGCCGCGUGGCAAGGUAGCACGUACGUGGUGUUGGUGAGUGACGGAAAACUUGCCUCGCACGUGGACUUGCCAUGAGGAAGCGUGGUGGGAAGGACGAGUUGCAUGCAUGUUAAAUUGCAUUGCCGCGUCGAUGCUGAGACGCAUUUUGUUGCGAUUGCGUAAGAGGGAGCUGGGGUGGGAGGCAGGCCGCUGCAGGCCAUGAUACGGUACCGGUGCAGCGGGUGUCGCCGCGGCUCAGCUGCUGCUAGCGGCCGAGCUUGGGGCGGCGCGGGCGGCGCUGCGUGUGUGCGCCAAGCUGUCCUGCGCCAACCUGGCGGGAGAUAGCAAGGCGGAGCUGGAGGCGCGGCUGCGGCCCUGUCGCGAUGGCUGCGGCGGGCGAGUGACCUGCUGCGGCAAGCGGUGCAUUUCAGUGUGCGGCAAGGGCACCAGCGGACCAGCCUUAUGUGUGGCGAAGGCGGCGGCGGGAGCUGGUCUGGGUCGUCUGGCUGGGGCGUGGCCGCGUGGGCGUGGCAGGCGGGGGGGGGGCGUGGCAAGGGCUCUCGCAGCUGAGGAACGCGUAGGCAAGGUGCGCAUGCAUGUUGAGUUUACGGCACGGGCUUGUUGUCCGGUAUGGUAUGCUUGCAUGCUACUUCUGGAUCUGGAACCGAAACUGGCGGAUGCAGGCGGAUAUGCCUGCUAUGUGCGUGGCUGCGGUGUGUUGAUGAGCGCAGGGGUGGUGCUGUACGUGGCAAUCAUGUUGGUGGUCACAAGGAGGCGUCAAGGAGACCGUGGGGCAUGUAGUGCCAGCCAAGGUGCCAGCCUGCCAGGAGACACGUGCUGUCGCUGCCAACAGACGCGGAGCUGCGAACGUGCUUACAUGCGCCGUGCCCGCAUGUUGAGGUUUUGAGUUGAUACCGUACUUCUCGCUC
This is a messenger RNA of Chlamydomonas reinhardtii, 1596 nucleotides long. RefSeq lists its product as uncharacterized. The coding region runs from base 183 to 443 and encodes 86 amino acids. The record is from RefSeq and is a predicted model, not a curated record. The transcript has a single exon. NCBI's taxonomy places the organism in Eukaryota, Viridiplantae, Chlorophyta, Chlorophyceae, Chlamydomonadales, Chlamydomonadaceae.